Molecule: messenger RNA, 2887 nt
Organism: Callithrix jacchus (white-tufted-ear marmoset)
Lineage: Eukaryota; Metazoa; Chordata; Mammalia; Primates; Cebidae
Gene: KISS1R
Product: KISS1 receptor
Biological process (GO): G protein-coupled receptor signaling pathway
Cellular component (GO): plasma membrane
Molecular function (GO): G protein-coupled receptor activity
Source: RefSeq, a predicted model, not a curated record
GGAAGUCGAGGCUGACAGGGCGGGGAUCCAGCCACGGGAGGCUGAACUGGGAAACCGAGGCCGGCGGGGCGGGGAUCCAGCCCCUGGAGGGAGGAACGGGGAGACUGAGGUGCGAGGCGGGGCCCGGCCAUGAUCCCUACACCCACAAACCGAACCCCGGCGAGGAGAGACACCUAGGCCAGAGGUGGAAAGUUCAACCCCAACUGUCUCCCCAUCCAGGCUGCUGACUGAGCCAGGAAUCCAGCCCGGGGAAGCGAGGAGAAACGGACAGGGAAACUGAGGCCUAGGACAGAACCCCCCCCACACACCCACCCCAACCCCCGCAGCCUUCCUUCCACCUGCCCCUCCCAGCCCUGGAGCCUGGGCUGGGCAACCCCUUCCCCUGCUUAGCCUCCCUUUACAUUUCCCUCAAAUGAGGCCUGUGGCCGACGUGGUGGCUCAGGCCUGUCAUCCCAGCGCUUUGGGAGGCCGAGGCGGGUGGAUCACGAGGUCAAGAGAUCGAGACCAUCCUGGUCCACAUGGUGAAACCCCGUCUCUACUAAAAAUACAAAAAAUUAGCCGGGCAUGGUGGCGCGUGCCUGUAAUCCCAGCUACUCGGGAGGCUGAGGCAGGAGACUUGCUUGAACCCGGGAGGUGGAGGUUGUGGUGAGCCGAGAUCCCGCCACUGCACUCCAGCCUGGGUAACAGCAAGACCAUCUCAGCAACAACAAGGUUCUGGCCUUCGUAAGGUGCCCUACACCUGGUUCCUGCUGCUCGUGUCCCUGCGGGUGUCAGCCACUCCUUGCCACCCGUGUGGGACACGUUCAGACCGAAACCUCCAGAUCUGGGACCCUCACCUGCCCUGAACCUUCCAUGGCUCUCCAGGGUCCUGGGGACAAACCCAGGCUAUCCUCACUCUGGGUCUCCGCUGAAGGCUGGCCUCCCCGUCAUUCUGGGCCCACCCACCUGGAGCCCCAGCCCCUAAGAGGGUCAAAGCCCUUCCCACAUUCACAGGUCUCCGGGUUCGCGCCUCGGCUCGGCUCCUGAGCGUCAACUCCCUGGUUAACUCCCUCGAUUCUUCCGGGCCCACAGCAGCCUCCACGCCGCCACCCCCGCCUGCUCCGCCCCUCUCAGUCCCCCUCCUGCGCUCUCACUCCGACCGGGCACCGGGAGGAGGGAAUGGGGAGGUUGCCGCUGGGGUAACGGAGGGCGCGUGGGCAGGGGAGGGAGUGGUGAGCGGCUGCGGGAGAGGCGGGAAGGCAGGGACAAGGGGGGGCCCGGGCUAUAAACGCUGGGCUGCAGCAGCGCCCGCACAGGAGCCGCCGAGCCCAUCCCAGCUGCCCUGCGGACCCGACGCCUCCAGCUGAGACCCUUCCGGGGCUCCGCGGGCGCAUCCCCCGGCGGCCGGGCGCAGGGGUGUUCGGGGGCGGUGCCGGGGCGCAAUCCUGGAGGGCGGCCGGGAGGAGGAGGGAGGCGCGGCCGUGCACAUGGCGGCUGCAACCGGGCCCAACGCGUCCUGGUGGGCGCCGGCCAACACCUCGGGCUGCCCGGGCUGCGGCUCCAACGCCUCCGACGGUCGGGUCCCUGCUCCGGGGUUCGUGGGCUCCUGGGUGGUGCAGCUCUUCUUUGCGGCGCUGAUGCUGCUGGGCCUGGUGGGGAACUCGCUGGUCAUCUACGUCAUCUGCCGCCACAGGCCGAUGCGGACAGUGACCAACUUCUCCAUCGCGAACUUGGCAGCCACGGACCUGACCUUCCUCCUGAGCUGCGUCCCCUUCACCGCCCUGUUGUACCCGCUGCCCGCCUGGGUGCUGGGCGACUUCAUGUGCAAGUUCGUCAACUACAUCCGGCAGGUCUCGGUGCAGGCCACGUGCGCCACUCUGACCGCCAUGAGCGUGGACCGCUGGUACGUGACGGUGUUCCCGCUGCGCGCCCUGCACCGCCGCACGCCCCGCGGGGCGCUGGCUGUCAGCCUCAGCAUCUGGUUGGGCUCCGCUGCGGUGUCUGCGACGGUGCUCGCCCUGCACCGCCUGUCCCCGGGGCCGAGCACCUACUGCAGAGAGGCCUUCCCCAGCCGCGCCCUGGAGCGCGCCUUCGUGCUGUACAACCUGCUGCCGCUGCUCGCCACCUGCGCCUGCUAUGGGGCCAUGCUCCGCCACCUGCGCCGGGCCGCCGUGCGCCCUGCGUCCGUCGAUAGCGCCCUGCAGGGGCAGCUGCGGGCCCAGCGCGCGGACGCGGUGCGGGCCAAGGUGUCGCGGCUGGUGGCGGCCGUGGUCCUGCUCUUCGCCGCCUGCUGGGGCCCCAUCCAGCUGUUCCUAACGCUGCAGGCGCUGGACCCCGAGGGCGCCUGGCACCCGCGCAGCUACGCCGCGUACGCGGUCAAGACCUGGGCGCACGGCAUGUCCUACAGCAACUGGGCGCUGAACCCGCUGCUCUACGCCUUCCUGGGCUGGCACUUCCGACGGGCCCUCGGCCGCGUGUGCCCCUGCGCGCCCCGCCGGCCCCGAGCCUCCGACCCCGCCGCCCCGCGCGCCGAGCUGCACCGCCUGGGGUCCCACCCGGCCCCCGCCAGGGCGCAGAAGCCAGGGAGCCGUGGGCCGGCGGCGCGCGGGCUCUGCGUCCUUGGGGAAGCCGGCGCCCCUCUCUGAGCGGACCCGUGGGAAAACAAGCGGCCCCCUCCGGAGCGGGGGGCUGCUGGAACAGCGCCUGUUCUCCUGCUCUCCAUGCUUUUCUCGUGGCCCGAGAUGAUCCGUGCACAUGUUUUGGCCUCUUCUGACAGUCCCGGGCAGUUUUGCUGUGAUGUUUGCUGUUGACAUGGAAAUUAUUAAUGUGUUUCCUGAAAUUAAAGACGUGUCCACAUGGGACUUUCUGGAUCAUUCUAGAACAUGUCAGACGUGAUCUCCUGGUCCUG